GCCCGUCUUGCUUCUUCUCGUCUCGUGGGCGGUCCUACCUUAGGUGGCUACCGGUACUGGUUGACUUGUACACAAUCAUCCUCAUCCUACCGGUACUGGCUGUACGUAAUCAUCCUACCUUAGGCAAGCAGCCGGCGAAUCAAGUCGGGACCCCGUCUCCCCGUCUCCCCGUCUCCCCGUCCCCCCGGUCAUCGUGUCUGAUCGUUGUCAUCCAAGCAGCCAAGCAGCCAAGCAGCCAAGCAGCAGCUGAUUCGAAAGCGAAACCAGUCGACGUUGAAGUUGCACUGCGCUUGACCUCCGCAUGGUGAACUGCGCUACCGUCUUCCGCCGAACAGAAUAGCUCGUACACACACAGUAAUUAUCAGGGUGCGUUAUGUUCGGGGGACGACAGUAGUUGCGCGCUUGAACUGCGCUUGAACUGCGCUUGAGCUGCGCUUGAUACGUUCGCUUGAACUGCGCUUGAUACGUUGGCUUGAACUGCGUACGUUCGCUUGAAGCUCGCCUGGUAAAGUGCGCGCGUGAAGUGCGCUAGUAGUGCGGUUGAAGCGCGCUCGAAGUGCGCUGGUAGUGCGCUCGAGGUGCGCUUGAUACCUGCGCUUGAAGUCCGCCUGGUAAAGUGCGCGGUUGAAGUGCGCUAGUAUUGCGGUUGAAGCGCGCUAGUAUUGCGGUUGAAGUGCGCUUGAAGUGCGCUUGAAGUGCGCUUGAAGUGUGCUUGAAGUGCGCUUGAAGUGCGCUAGUAGUGCGCUUGAUACCUGCGCUUGAAAUCCGCCUGGUAAAGUGCGCUUGAAGUGCGCUUGAAGUGCGCUUGAAGUUAGUAAUGUGCUUGAAGUGCGCUUGAUACCUGCGCUUGAAUUCCGUCUGGUAAAGUGCCCUUGAAGUGCGCCUGAUAUCUACGCUUGAAGUCCGCCUGGUAAAGUGCGUUUAACACUAGUAAGUGCAUCCUUGAAGUGCGGUAGUAGUGCGGUUGAAGUGCGCUUCAUUGCGCUUGAAGAAGAUGGACUACAACGGUGAUGAUGAUGGGAUGCAGAACACGAAGGACAACAACGAUCAUCAUCUGGCCGAUGAUGAUGAUGAUAAAAGGGAUGCCAAGAUGGAGUCUGCUUCUGGUACAGCCGACAACGAUGAACCUGGUCCAUCAUCGAAGAAACGAGCUCGAACAUCUUUGGACGCGCGCGGGUUUGAUACAGUCACUCAAUUCGACGACGAUGUGCUACCAUCCCUACCACCACCACCACCACCACCUUCUCUGCAUCAUCAUCCUAACCAUCACCAUUACCAUCAUGAUGGUCAUCAUCAAGACGAUGGUCCCUCCUCGCCAUCGCCAUCGCCAUCGCCAUCGCCAUUGCAAUCUCCAUCUCCAUCUCCAUCUCCAUCGCCAAACUUAACUGCUGCUUCUUCAAGUGGAUGGCAUCUUCGUCGUAACGGCGACGGCUCAAGCACGAUCAAGACCAAGACCCUACUCCCGGCGGAAAAGAGUUUGCUGUCUGUGGACCGCAGAAUUGGAACAAGUGAACGACGUCAAGAAGAAGACGAAGAAGAAGAAAAAGAAGAAGAAGAAGUGGAAAAAGAGGAUCUGUUUGCUCGGCUUCCAGACAGCCUCCUUUUGAAGAUUUUGGACGACGUACAAGAUGUGAAGAUGAUAUUCCGCUGCUCCGUUUUGUGCAGAAGGUUGCGCGCACUCGUCUGGAAGGUGUCUGUGUUGGCAUUCCACUCUCAAGUUUGCUGCAAUAUGAUGAUGAUGAAUUUGGUACUGGGAGCAACAGAGCUCUCCUCCUUGCACAUACAAAGGAUGACCCAGAAUCCCAGCAGAUGUGGGGCUGGUCACACCAGUCUUCCUCCUUCGCUGACCGUCUUCGAGCUCGAUCCUUCGGUCAUCCACGCCUUGUACUUCGGUUCAUCGAUCGAUGUAUGGCUGCUUCACUCCCCCCGCCUCACAAAGUUCUCUAUUAAUUUUCCCGCAGGUGUGUGCGACUCACUUCUGGAACGGAUUUUGACUGUGUGUGUUAUGCACUGCCACAACCUUCAGUCACUUUUCAUCAACUGCGGCCUGGCCCUUCAGCAGAUCUGCUCGCAUGCGCUGCUGGACUGCAAGCCGUCGGAAAGUGUGCGGACACUCUAUUUGCGUGGCGUGUUUCAUUUAGCUACAACAACCACCCCGCAGAUCUCACUCGCCCCUCUUGCAGCCGCCGUAGUGACAGCAGACGCAUCGCCCGACAGGGUGGAAUUCUUGUUGCGCCUUUUCGCUAACCUAGAGGACCUGGAAUUGCACCCGCAGGACAUGCGAAUCCCCGCCGUGAGGUCGUCAACUCUACGACGACUGGUUAUCAUAUCGGGCCAAUUUGCAAGUAAUUCUCGGUCCACGAUCGUGGUCCAAUGCCAAGGACUCCAGGACCUCCAUCUCGCAAACUUUGCCGACAUUGACCUUCAACUUCAACUGGAAGGGAGUGGCAGUUCCACGAACUCUGUGCCGGAGAUGGGCACACUGGCAAUCGAAAGCGUCUCCUUCCAGGGUCUCAUGAGCAGAGUGCAAGGAGAAUGGCAUACUGCGGAGUCGUUUCUGAAGCUCUGCAAUAUCAAGCACUUGGCAGUUUCCUCUGCGAAGCCUGAACUUCGCUCUUGGACUUUCAACGACUUGAAGGAGGCCGUCUUGGACAAGGAGACGAUUCUAUGGGUUCUGCAACACUCGCAAGGAACACUGGAAACUUGCAUUUGGGAUUUAGACAUAGGCUGUUGCGACCCUUAUAGUAUGACGCAUGGGUGGAGCUGCAGCGAUCCGGAUUAUCAUCGAAAUAAUACGCACGCAGAUGUGCGUUGGGAGGAGCGGAACUUGAACGAAAGACCCGGAGAAGGAGGUUGGGGUGAUGGAUGGGCUUGGGGCGAUGGUUGGCCGCGUGGUGGUUGGGGCAAUGUUGGUAAUGAGGGUGAAGGAGGACAGCGAAACGAUCGAGGCCGCUGGGGACAAGUCGAUGAAAUUCCUGUUCUCUAUAAUGCUGCUCCCUCUGGCAGAAUUCCACUUUGUAGGGGCGCUGGAUCAGGCGAUGGUCGUGUUGGAUUAGGCGAUGGUCGCGCUGCUGGAUUAGGCGAUGGUCGCGCUGGAUUAGGCGAUGGUCGUGCUGGAUUAGGCGACGGUCGUGCUGCAUUAGGCGAUGGUCGCGAUGGUUGGGCUGUGUUGGGGGGCCGCUAUGGUUGGGCCAAUGAUGGUUGGGGCAAUGAUGGGGGGGUGCAGGAAGGGCGCAGAAACGGUUGGGGAUGGGGAGGGGAGGAUCGCAACUAUGACCCCUUUCAUCGCGCUCGCCGCGACAGAAGGAAUUUACGAGGCAAUAGAGGUAGAGAAAGGCGCAAUGGGUGGGGCCGACAGUACGAUCUCAACAGGAACGAAAACUAUUGGCAGGGGGGGGGGGGGGGCGGACAGGACUUCCUCGACAGACACGAACACAGGAAUGGCGUCCGCGCUGAUGGCCACCAUAAUCAUGCAGGCAGAGGGUCUAAUGCUGCAGCCGAUCGAUUCUACAAGUUUUGUAAAGGCUGUUCUAAGUCGUUGUGGAGAGAUUUGACAUCAUCGGUUGAGCUGAAAGCGCUGAGGUGUUUUGAGAUCCGGAGGCCAUCCGUGGUCAGGGGUUGGGAAGACUUUGUUGCUGCCAGCAGUGCAGUAGGUAAUGGCCAGGAAUCUAUAUGUUGCCCUCAUGGGCCAUCAUCAUCAUCAUCAUCAGCAGCAGCAGCAGCAGCAGCAGCAGCAGGAUCAACAGUGGAACCUUCGUUGGUCGGUUUCCGUUUUGCACCCAAGUUGGAGGUACUAAAACUCUUUGUGGAUGAAGUAACAACGAGGACGCUCGCUUUGAUUGACAGGUUGUCGCACGACUGCACCUCUCUGACAACCUUGACAGUCAAAACGAGGUCAUCGGCAAUCAGCACUCCCAUCGUCAGUCAGUUGCUGAAUCUACAGGUGUGUCCAGCAGUUAAGACGAAGAUCGUCGUGGAGAAUGGGUGGUAGAGUCCCGGUGACGGAGGUGAGGAGAGCGAGGACGUCCGAGUGAAACAAGCCGCCAGGCAGCGUUGACGGAGUGAUUGCCACACAGGGGACACAGCUAGUAAAAGUCUGAUGCCCUUCGAAUUGCGCUAUGAGUGUGCGCCUGACUCCAAAUGCAGCGAUUCUCGCCAAGCGCAUGCUGCUGAAUGAUAGACGAGUGCCGAUCAUGAGUUGAUUGAAUCGCGAUCCAGUCAGACGAGGAAGCUAGUACCAGGGGCUGCUUUGCCCCUGCACCGUCUCUGCUAUGUUUCCUCGGAGGCUGUGGCCAUCCUCCUGUUCUACUUCCCCCCUUCCAGAUCUGCUUCUGUGCUCUCGCUACCGUGCUGCUUCAGUGUUCCUUCCAUGUUCCUUUUCCGAUUUUCCGUGCCCUUCUUUCUCGAUUGACAGAAUCACUUCCAUGCAGUGUUUCUUCCACGGAACCGGAGACUAUGGUGGACCAUGCCCACGACGCACACAUCGUGAGUAAGGAAGCCAGAAACCAGGCCUUGAGCGGCAGGACAGCAGUAGAUAGACCAUUAGUACACAUAAUCAUUUGGCGCCGUACACCGGCACGCGCGUGCAAGAGAGAGAGAGAGAGAGAGAGAGAGAGAGAGAGAGAGAGAGAGAGAGAGAGAGAGAGCAUCACUUCUGUGUGGUGAUUCUGAGAGAGAGAGAGAGAGAGAAUCACACUUCUGUGCGGUGAUUCUUCCACGGAACCAAAGAUGGUAGUGGACCAUGUCACAUGGGGUGUCCUUGGGGAUGAGGAGGUGUACAAAGGCAUGGUUAGAGAUCUCAGAUCAUACAUUUUGAGGGGCAUGCGACUCUAUGACUUUCACUACCGUGAAAACUUACAUCGCUACAGACAGUUCCCCAUUUUGUGACCGUCUUCGCCUUCCGGCCGCCCCGUCAAAAUAGUUGUAUCUGUGGAAACUUUCACUCCAGAUACAGUGAUAAUGACCGUGCCUCAGAAAUGGCUGCGUGCAAUCAAGAUGAGACUAAGGUGUCUUUCUUCUUUACCAUGCAUGCCUGUGGGUGGAUGGUACAUUUCAAAUUUUCUAUGUCCUCUAUGCGGCUGUCAGAAAACUUAGGUAAUGUGUUCCAAAUUCCAAUUAUCAUCCUGAUUCAUUUUGUAUAUGGGACGCUGGACCCGUUUUCCGGCAGGUGGUGGUCCCCACCUAGAGAUGGAGCCUCUCCCUCUCUCUCUCUCUAAAAAAAAAAAAAAAAAAAAAAAAAAAAAAAAAAAAAAAAAAAAAAGAAUUAUUCGCUUAGGUUAGGCCCGACCUACGCUUCGUCUAUAUACCAACGAGCGAGUGAGGGAGGUGGUUUUCAUUGGGUGACUUACACGGGGAAGCAGUCGGAGGAUAGGAGGAUGGUGGGUCAUUCCUGUACUAUGCGAAAUGUAAGAGGCUGUUGGCGGGCAUCCCAACCGACAUGUAUAUAGAGGCCCUUGGGUUAAUUCACCAUUUUUUUGAAGUUUUUUUUUCUAUAUCUUGCUCACUAUGUGAAAUGUAAGGCUGUUGGGGGGCCCUCGAGGGUCAGAUACCCAAUUGGCAUGUAUAAAGGCACUUGGGGGUUAAUUCACCAUUUUUUCUAUAUCUUGUUCACUUGCUCUUCUAUGUGAAAUAGAAGACUGUUGAGGGCCACAUCCGGCCCAUCCCAACCGACAUGUAUAAAGUACUACAAACGCACUUGUGUUAAUUCACCGAUUUUUUACAUCUUCCUCGCUGGGACGAAGAAGGCCAGAGAAGGGUGUUCCUUUUUGUCUUUUUCUGAGGAUGCUUGCGAAGUGGAGUCACGUUCGAAUCAAAGCGACGAAAAAUA
Messenger RNA from Chara braunii, 5827 nucleotides. Lineage: Eukaryota; Viridiplantae; Streptophyta; Charophyceae; Charales; Characeae. The record is from the annotation of a GenBank genome assembly.